Rubroshorea leprosula is the source of this 869-nucleotide messenger RNA. The record is from the annotation of a GenBank genome assembly. NCBI's taxonomy places the organism in Eukaryota, Viridiplantae, Streptophyta, Magnoliopsida, Malvales, Dipterocarpaceae.
GGUCAAACUGACCCUCUGUGCAAAGACAGUGACUUUUACCUCUCGCUCGCUAUGCUUUAUUUGUAGAAGUAAACAUUCGCUUUCGCUUUGACCCAUAAUUUCUCUUUCUUCUGAUUUCGCCCUCAACCUUCCUGCCAAUGACUGUUACCGCAACAGCAGGGUCAAUGAUCCCAGCUACUGGGGCCUGGAUUAUCCUCCCCCUCACCACCUACCAGAGUUACAUUCAUGCCCAUUUCCUCAAAUCUUUUGACCCUGAUUCUUUUUCUCUCUUCAAUUCCCAUGGUUAUGAGUCCUAUCUCGGCUCUUCUUUAUUUCAUGUUUGGUUUGGCCCUGACCAAUUGACCAUAGCUGCUGUUGCUGCUACUAUUCAACAGAACAAGCUUAUGCCUUAUGUAAAGCAUAGGUUUUAUUUGCUUGAAUGCCCAAGUUAGCAUUAUGAUGAGGGCAUAUCUUGCACCAGCGUUUUUCAGCCAUUAGGUAAGUGUUGUUUACCUUGGGCCACUUAAUUUUUUACUUCAUCUUCUUUAGCAGUUCCUAGCAUCAUUAAAUAUGAUUAAAAUUUGCAGUGCAUGAGAAGUCGGUUCCGCUUCCAAUUCUGCCUCUAAGCUAGCUAGCUCUUGAUGGGCCACAACCUUUGAUGUGGUUAACACAUUUUGCCACGUUCUCAAUGUUUCCUCUUCUACGACAUGACAGACUGGUUCUUGCAUCCAUGGCUCUGUAUUAUCUCUUCUUUCUGGUUUAUUCUGUACCUAGUGUGAGACGACGUGGUGUCAAACAACUCAUCAAAGCCAAAAGGCUGAAAAAGGCGAGAAAACCCAUCAUUUAUUUGCUACUCCUCUGAAAGUUGUAAUGGGCUUCAUUUGUUUAUG